UCGCCAGGCGGCCGGGAGGAGCGGGGUCCGCGCGGCGGGCGAGGCGGGGGCGGAGGCGCAGGCAGCUCGAGCGCGGGAGGUCGCAGCAGCCGGGGACACCGCGCGCCGCCGCUCAACAUGGUCGCUGCGCACGCUGCCCAUUCUUCCUCCUCCGCGGAAUGGAUCGCCUGCCUGGAUAAAAGACCAUUGGAGCGAUCCAGCGAAGAUGUGGAUAUAAUCUUCACUCGACUGAAAGAAGUUAAAGCUUUUGAGAAAUUUCACCCAAAUCUCCUUCAUCAGAUUUGCUUAUGUGGUUAUUAUGAGAAUCUGGAAAAGGGAAUAACAUUAUUUCGCCAGGGUGAUAUUGGAACAAACUGGUAUGCUGUCUUGGCAGGGUCUUUGGAUGUUAAAGUGUCUGAGACCAGCAGUCACCAGAAUGAAGUCUUCCCAUAUGUCACCCAAAAUGUACUGCACUCAACGAUGUGUCUGAUGCAAGUGGAUGCCGUGACCAUCUGUACCCUGGGAAUUGGGACGGCCUUUGGAGAGUCCAUUCUGGACAACACACCCCGCCAUGCAACCAUCGUUACCAGGGAAAGCAGUGAACUGCUCCGCAUCGAGCAGAAGGACUUCAAGGCACUAUGGGAGAAAUAUCGACAGUAUAUGGCAGGACUUCUGGCUCCUCCUUAUGGUGUUAUGGAAACGGGCUCUAACAAUGACCGGAUUCCUGACAAGGAGAACACACCUCUCAUUGAACCUCACGUUCCUCUUCGUCCUGCUAACACCAUUACCAAGGUCCCUUCAGAGAAGAUCCUCAGGGCUGGAAAAAUUUUACGAAAUGCCAUUCUCUCUCGAGCACCUCACAUGAUAAGAGAUAGAAAAUACCACCUGAAGACAUACAGACAAUGCUGUGUGGGAACUGAGCUGGUGGACUGGAUGAUGCAGCAGACACCAUGUGUUCACUCCCGUACUCAAGCUGUUGGCAUGUGGCAAGUCCUGUUAGAAGACGGUGUUCUCAACCAUGUGGACCAGGAGCACCAUUUCCAAGACAAAUAUUUAUUCUAUCGAUUUCUGGAUGACGAGCACGAGGAUGCCCCUUUGCCUACUGAGGAAGAGAAGAAGGAGUGUGAUGAGGAGCUCCAGGACACCAUGCUUCUGCUGUCACAGAUGGGCCCUGACGCCCACAUGAGGAUGAUCCUCCGCAAACCACCUGGCCAGAGGACUGUGGAUGACCUGGAGAUUAUCUAUGAGGAGCUUCUUCAUAUUAAAGCCUUAUCCCAUCUUUCUACCACAGUGAAACGAGAGUUAGCAGGCGUUCUCAUUUUUGAGUCUCAUGCCAAAGGAGGGACCGUGUUGUUUAACCAGGGGGAAGAAGGUACCUCCUGGUACAUUAUUCUAAAAGGAUCAGUGAAUGUAGUCAUUUAUGGCAAGGGUGUGGUCUGCACCCUGCAUGAAGGAGAUGACUUCGGCAAGUUAGCACUAGUGAAUGAUGCCCCACGAGCUGCCUCUAUUGUCUUACGAGAAGAUAAUUGCCAUUUCUUGAGAGUAGACAAGGAGGAUUUCAACCGGAUCCUGAGGGACGUGGAGGCGAAUACAGUCAGACUUAAAGAACAUGACCAAGAUGUCUUGGUGCUGGAGAAGGUCCCAGCAGGGAACAGAGCUUCUAAUCAAGGAAACUCACAGCCUCAGCAAAAGUAUACUGUGAUGUCAGGAACACCUGAAAAAAUUUUAGAGCAUUUUCUAGAAACGAUACGCCUUGAGGCAACUUUAAAUGAAGCAACAGAUUCUGUUUUAAAUGACUUUAUUAUGAUGCACUGUGUUUUUAUGCCAAAUACCCAGCUUUGCCCAGCCCUGGUGGCCCAUUACCACGCACAGCCUUCACAAGGUACAGAACAGGAGAAAAUGGAUUAUGCCCUCAACAAUAAGAGGAGAGUCAUCCGCCUGGUUCUACAGUGGGCUGCCAUGUAUGGAGACCUCCUACAAGAGGAUGACGUGUCUAUGGCCUUUCUGGAGGAGUUUUAUGUAUCUGUAUCAGAUGAUGCCCGGAUGAUUGCUGCCCUCAAGGAGCAACUGCCGGAGUUGGAGAAGAUUGUCAAGCAAAUCUCAGAAGAUGCAAAGGCACCACAAAAGAAGCACAAGGUUCUUUUGCAACAGUUCAAUACAGGUGAUGAGAGAGCCCAGAAGCGCCAGCCUAUCCGUGGCUCUGAUGAAGUUCUGUUUAAGGUCUAUUGCAUGGACCACACCUACACAACCAUUCGGGUGCCAGUGGCCGCCUCGGUGAAGGAAGUCAUCAGUGCCAUUGCCGACAAGCUGGGCUCUGGGGAGGGCCUGAUCAUAGUCAAGAUGAGUUCCGGAGGAGAAAAGGUGGUGCUCAAACCUAAUGAUGUUUCAGUAUUUACGACGCUCACCAUUAAUGGACGCCUGUUUGCUUGCCCGCGAGAGCAAUUCGAUUCACUGACUCCCUUACCAGAACAGGAAGGCCCAACUAUUGGAACAGUGGGAACUUUUGAACUGAUGAGCUCCAAAGAUUUAGCAUACCAGAUGACAAUUUAUGAUUGGGAACUCUUCAACUGCGUGCAUGAGCUGGAGCUAAUCUAUCACACAUUUGGAAGGCAUAAUUUUAAAAAGACCACAGCAAACUUGGAUUUGUUCCUGAGGAGAUUUAAUGAAAUUCAGUUUUGGGUCGUCACUGAGAUCUGCCUUUGUUCUCAGCUAAGCAAGCGUGUUCAGCUAUUAAAAAAAUUUAUUAAGAUAGCAGCCCACUGUAAGGAGUAUAAAAAUCUGAAUUCCUUUUUUGCCAUCGUCAUGGGACUAAGUAACGUUGCUGUGAGCCGCUUGGCACUAACGUGGGAGAAACUGCCAAGCAAGUUCAAGAAGUUCUAUGCGGAGUUUGAAAGUUUAAUGGACCCUUCAAGGAACCACAGGGCCUACAGGCUGACGGUUGCUAAGCUGGAACCUCCUCUCAUCCCCUUCAUGCCUUUGCUCAUUAAAGAUAUGACAUUUACUCAUGAGGGGAACAAGACAUUCAUUGACAAUCUAGUAAACUUUGAAAAAAUGCGCAUGAUUGCAAAUACGGCCAGAACAGUGAGAUACUACAGGAGCCAACCCUUCAAUCCUGAUGCAGCUCAAGCUAAUAAGAACCAUCAGGAUGUCCGGAGUUAUGUACGGCAAUUAAAUGUGAUUGACAACCAGAGAACUUUAUCACAGAUGUCACACAGAUUAGAGCCUCGUCGACCAUAGACAUUUCAAAUGCCCAGAGCAACAGUCUGUCUCCAGUCCACAAUCUUUCAAAAAUGCCAUUUAUGCUACUACUGACUGUAUUGCCACUAGAGAAUUCCACAAAACAAGCAAAAACACAUCCUGAGACACCUCAGGGCUGCAUUCAGCUUACCAGCUACCUGGCAAGAGAAGGAAUUAUUUGACUUGCCUAAAGCUUACACACUCUAGCUUAGGAAUCCCCAGUUUGUGGUUACCCUGUUUCAUUUCCACUUCUGCCAUCUUCUCUGCUGAAGUGUUGAAUAAGGCCCACGUGCAGAGUUUGGUAGAAAUACCCUUGUCAAGAGAACUAGCAAGCCCCUGACAUUUGUUUCUAAGAGUGUUUAUGGGAUGAGAUGUGCUACAAAUGGGAUAGAUUUGGAUAAAAUUUUAACUCAACAUCUUGAUUUGGAGCAUGGGGUUUGGGGAAGGUGUUGAGGAAUCUAUAGAAGUCCAAAUUAUAGAUUGUAUUCUUCCAUCUUCAUCAUCUUACCUCUGAAGGAAUAGAGCCUGACCACAUUAUUAUGGAACAUUAUGGCUGUUUAUGUAAUUUAGGGAGGACUGGUCUGUAAUUUCUGAAUGAUAUAUAGAAUAAUAUUUAUGUUUACAAUGUAACUUUUCAAAAUUUACAAAUCAGGAUUAUAUACAUAAGAAUUCCACUAAGAAAUGUCAAGGUUCUUAAAUUUGCCAGCGUUAAAGUAGAAAAUAAUAUUUCAGAAGAGCACAAUAUGCACAAAACAUUUUUCAAAAUUGAAAUAUUUUCCUGGGCAUUAAAAACCCUUGUACUGUUGGCUACAAAUUUAUUGUACCUGAUGAAAAAAUAUUUUCUGGACUUAAAAGUUAUUACAAAUAUCUUAAUUUUCAGCAAUUGUUUUGCACUUUCAAAGAUUGUAAAUAGUUCAUUCAAUCAAUGGUAUAGAGUUAUUUAUUUGCUACAUAAUAGAUAUUGUGCCAAAUAAUUACUUUUUAUUUAUUUUAUUUAGUAUGUAAUUUUGAAGUACAUUUUUUUUCCUGUUUUCACAAUUAGACUACAUUUAAUGUGUAGGAAUUGUAUGUAUGUAUAUCUUCUGUAAAUAACAUCUAGUAUCUUCACUAAAUAUAAUUGUUGACAAGAAA
This is a messenger RNA of Rhinopithecus roxellana (golden snub-nosed monkey), 4347 nucleotides long. RefSeq names its product Rap guanine nucleotide exchange factor 4 (gene RAPGEF4). Gene Ontology annotation, molecular function: guanyl-nucleotide exchange factor activity. The record is from RefSeq and is a predicted model, not a curated record. The transcript has 32 exons. Gene Ontology annotation, biological process: Ras protein signal transduction; positive regulation of GTPase activity. Gene Ontology annotation, cellular component: plasma membrane. Lineage: Eukaryota; Metazoa; Chordata; Mammalia; Primates; Cercopithecidae. Bases 118 to 3216 code for a protein of 1032 amino acids.